Molecule: messenger RNA, 1837 nt
Organism: Trifolium pratense (red clover)
Lineage: Eukaryota; Viridiplantae; Streptophyta; Magnoliopsida; Fabales; Fabaceae
Product: 5'-adenylylsulfate reductase-like 4
Exons: 4
Coding region: 402-1355 (317 amino acids)
Source: RefSeq, a predicted model, not a curated record
GAGAAAGUCAAAUCAAGACUAGAAACCAACCAACCAACCAACUCUUACAGUUAAACGCAAAGGCGAUGAAGAAGAUUGGUAUCAUCAACUUCAUUGCUAAUUCAUCAACCGAUCAACACACUCACUUCCUCUAAAACCAAUAUACCUCGCUACCUUCCUCUCCUUCCUCAAUCUCCCAACAUACCAAACCCAUAAUUUUAAAUAAUUUUAUUUUUAUUUUUAAAUUUAAAAUAAAAAAAACAUCCACUGAGAUUGAGGCACGUCACAUCUUGUUAUCUCACCCUCUUUGUUUUCUUCUCGUUUUCAUUAUCCCCUUUUCAAAUCCAAUUAGGGUUUCAUUUCCAUCUCGAUUUUCUUCUUCGUUCCCAUUUUUUUUCGUUUAAUAAGGUAAAGGGACGAGGAUGAUGCUUUGGAGAUCGGAGAUCGUGUUGGCUAUCUUGCUCUGUUGUGCCACCGUUUCCUCCACCGCUCAAUCGGUCACCACCACCACCGCCGUUUGUCCCACGGAAUCGCUUUUGGAUUUUGUCUUAGCGUCUCCAGAUUCCACUUGUUCUCUUUCUGAUUCUCUUGGAUCCAUUCAUUAUAUUGGUGUCACUCAGGGAGAUGAGGUUAUUUUGGCGAAGGCACUGAAUAUGGUUCAUAAGAAUUAUCAUGAGUAUGUGGCUGUGCUAUUCUAUGCAUCAUGGUGUCCUUUCUCUCGGAUAUUUAGACCGGUUUUUUCUGUACUUUCUUCCUUACAUCCUACUAUUCCUCAUUUUGCUAUUGAAGAAUCAUCAGUUAGGCCAAGUACUUUAUCCAAGUAUGGUGUCCAUGGUUUCCCUACAUUAUUCAUUUUGAAUUCUACUAUGCGUGUACGGUAUCAUGGAUCUCGGACCCUUGGCUCUCUCGUAAGUUUCUACAAUGAUGUUACUGGAAUUAGGAUUGAUUCACUCGAUCAACUAUCCCUUGAGAAAAUUGGGCGUCCAUCAGCCAAUGAGAAUCACGGUGACACUGAGCCAGAAAGCUGCCCAUUUUCAUGGGCUAGAUCUCCAGAAAAUUUAUUACGUCAGGAAACUUAUUUGGCUUUGGCCACUGCAUUUGUGGUUUUGAGAUUACUCUAUCUGUUUUUUCCUACACUACUUGUGUGUAUUCAAUAUGCUUGGAGAAGGGUCAUCCAAAAUGUUAGAUUAUGGAGCUUGCUGGAACAUCCUUUGGUUUAUUUGAAGCGCAUAAUACAGUCAGUUUACCGUUUGAAAGAGCCAUGCAAGAGAAGUAAUCUGCAGGAAGGAGCAAUGAAUGCUAGGGCAUGGGCUUCCAAGUCCCUUGCCACAGUUUCAAUUGGAGAAGAAAGCACCAGCCGUGCAAUACACCAGUAAGUUGACUGUAUCAAAAAGUUUUCCCCUGUGAAGUAUACCCUAUUAAAAGGCUUGGCUGCAAGUUAUGCCAUGUACUCUUGUGUAAUCAUCUUCACACCCUUGAGCCUCACGCUUAGUGAAGUCUAUUGUGUUGCUGAAUGAUGUAAUCGUCCCUUUUUUGUCCAUAUGAUCAACAAAUACUUCAUCCAGCAUUCUAGAAAAUUGACUUCAAUGUGUAUAGUUUAAACGGAAAAAUUCAGACCUGAAAUCUGUAAUUCUUUGACUUCUUGUAGGUUUACCUGAAGGUCAAAUCUUUUUGAUCAUCAGUUCAUAAAUUUAAUUUUGUUGGGAAUGAAAUGAUUGUAAAUCCUGCUCAGGACUGAUUGGCUGCCAUGUUCCUGUACCCAAACGUGGUUAUUUGUAAUACUUCAGAAUAAUGAAUCUGAUUAAAAUAUCAGAUGGUAUACUUUGUAUCAAAACUCAAAAGUAUUUGAUUCAAGAGA